This is a messenger RNA of Spathaspora passalidarum NRRL Y-27907, 519 nucleotides long. RefSeq lists its product as uncharacterized. Bases 1 to 519 code for a protein of 172 amino acids. The record is from RefSeq and is a predicted model, not a curated record. The transcript has a single exon. Lineage: Eukaryota; Fungi; Ascomycota; Pichiomycetes; Serinales; Debaryomycetaceae.
AUGGUUAAACAAACAAACUUUUACUUUAUCUUUUUAAUUUUUUUCAUCGAUCUAGUCAAGUCAAUUCCCACCGAAUACGGCGAUAAAUCUACUGUUGAUCAACACGAUAUAGUUGAGAAGCAUUCGAAUGAAGGAAAGGAUCGUGUUUAUGGAUUUGUUAAUUAUUUAGCAAGGAGAAGAGGUAGUGUUGGCCAUAGUUCUUUCGGUGGUGGUUUCCAUGGUUCAUUUGGAAGUGGUAGUCGUGGUGGUAGUUCUAGUUCAAGCAGUUCCAGUAUUAGCUCAGGGUCAAAACCUAAAGGAAACACUGGCAGUACUGGUAGUAGAAAUCCAAGCUAUUAUACUUAUGGGUGUGGGGCUCAAAGGUGUGGCUAUGGUCCGUACUAUGCCCCAACAGCCGCUGCUGCUGCUGCUGGAUACGGUACAGCAAAGUACCAUAAUACCCUGAGCAGUAGUGCUGCUGCAGGUAUGCAGAUACCGUAUGUGAAAAUAGCCAUUGCAGUUGGAUUUACUCUUUUGUGA